GGUGGAGUCCCCUAAGUCAACUCCCUACUUCGGCUUGGGCAACCGGGUAGUAUCACGCCCUCUCGCAAAACCAUGGACUGUAUUACAACGUGCUCAUCAGCUACUGUUUCUGCUAGUCACUUUCACGCUACUUCAUCACACGCCAAUUGUUUGUUUGUUAACAAUCCUCACUUUCCGUUACCCGAUUCAUGUGUUCAACAAUCUGGCUGCGAUUCCGGUUGCGCCGCAGACCAAGGAGUUCAACCUAUGGCUCUCCUUCGUCCCCGAUCCUCGUUCCGUCUGGCGUGCUUCAACGUUCGGACACUCAUGCAGAUUGGACAGCAAGCCGGUCUAGCGCGCACCCUAGAUUCCCUAGACAUUGAUGUCUGCUGCCUUUCAGAAACCCGAUUGCAAGAUCCCAGCACUGUGCUUACAUUGACAUCCCCCACUGACCACGAAGCCAGAUAUCACCUGCGUCUUUCUGGAGAUCCAGAAGCAGCCUCAGCGGCUUUGGCUGGCGUAGGUAUAGCACUAAGUGGCAAGGCCGAGGCGGCACUACUGGACUGGUUCCCUAUUAACAGCCGACUAUGUGCAGUUCGGCUUCGGGAUUCAUGUAGAAUCAACAGGCACCGCGAAGAGAGACACAACUUGUUUGUGAUCUCCGUGUACGCUCCAAAUGACUGCAGUGGCGACUCGGUCAAGGACGAAUUCUACCGGGAUCUACAACAGCUCUUGACUAAUGCUAAAAAGUCGGAUGUCGUUGUCCUUGCUGGGGAUUUUAAUGCACGGGUUGGCCGCCUGUUACCAUACAAACGCCACCUUGGUGGUCAUCACGCGCUCGAUGAGAACCGCUCUGAUAACGGAGAGAGACUUCUCACAUUGUGCGAAGACAACCGUCUGUUUCUUUCGAGCACUAACUUCAGGCGUACGAAGAAGCGUUCCGCAACGUGGCGUCCCCCUUCUUCAACACAACCGUGGUCUCAAAUUGAUCACAUUGCAAUUAGCUUCAGAUGGCGCGGCAGCGUACUGGACUGUAGGUCCUUUUGGUCCACCUUCGUUGACUCAGAUCAUGCUCUGGUCUGCGCGAAAAUCUGUAUGUGUUUUGGAGGAUCCCGAAACAUGAAGCACCGCAAGAUUGAUGUAAACAGAUUAACUGAUUCCUCUGUCCAGGCGAGCUAUCAGUCUUCACUGGCACAUGCACUCAGUUGCAAUCCACCGCAAGAAGUGGAACAACACUGGACUUGUAUACGGAAAGCGCUGACCAUUUCCGGACAGUCAUGCUGCGGCCUAAUUCGACGCCCGUUUAAG
Dicrocoelium dendriticum is the source of this 1287-nucleotide messenger RNA. NCBI's taxonomy places the organism in Eukaryota, Metazoa, Platyhelminthes, Trematoda, Plagiorchiida, Dicrocoeliidae. The record is from the annotation of a GenBank genome assembly.